AUGACCCUCCGCCGCUACGCGCGCCUAUACGGCGUGCUCGCUCUCCUUCGAAUCCUCAUCGCUUUCACCUCGACAUCCGCGAUCCACCCCGACGAGCACUUCCAAAACCCUGAGAUCGCGGCCAGCACGGUGUUUGAGUACAGCCGGCUGGACGGCAGGCUGCUACGAACAUGGGAAUGGGAGGGCCCGAAUCCGUGUCGAAGCAUCGUUCCAGUCUUGGGCUCGACAGGCUGGACGUUCGCGCUCUCGAAGCUGGCGAUGGGCGACAAGCCCACUGGCUACGCCCUCUUUCUCGCUCAAAGACUGGCCAUGCUGCUGUUCUCGUUCUUCAUAGACUACCUCCUCUGUUCGACAUCCAAAGGCUCCCCAAUCCCCUUUCUCAUGUUCGCCAGUUCGCCCGUCCUCUUCACCUUCCUUCUCCGCCCCUUCUCCAACUCGCUGGAGACGCUCCUUCUCGCUGCAGCGUUUUACCUCGCCCCUCGAGGCACGCAGCGGGUUCGUCCAUCUCGCCUCAUCGCAUUCGGCGUCGUCCUCGCACUUGGCGUCUUCACUCGCAUCACCUUCGUUGCAUUCGCUGCGCCGCUGAUUCUGGAUGUCGCUCAGCGACUUGCUUCUCAGCCUUCGCGCUCACCGCAAUCCCCGCUUCUCCGGCUGGCGAAACGAAGCAUUCCCAUCGUGCUCUCCUUCGCCAUCGCGUCGCUCGCAUGCGCAAUCACCGACACCGUCUACUUCUCUCGGACCGAGUCUGCCCCGCUCUCCCGCCUGAUCCUCACCCCGCUCAACCUUCUGCGGUAUAACCUCUCCGCCGCAAAUCUCGCCGAGCACGGCCUGCAUCCUCGUUACAUGCAUGUCCUAGUCAAUUGGCCGAUGCUUUUUGGCGCCGCCCUGGCGGUUGUUCCGACUGCCGCCGCGAGUUUGCCACGGGCGAAAGAUACGGAUUCGCGACGGGCGAAAGACACGGAUUCGAAGCCAGAGGACCGACGCCGCAUGAUACUCUACCUCGCCUCCUUUCUCGUUCCGACAUUCCUCCUCUCGCUCCAGCCGCACCAAGAACCUCGCUUCCUCGUCCCGCUCAUCUUUCCGCUCGCGCUCCUCGCACCGUUUUCGUCGCUCUUCCGCUCGGGCACUAAGCGGGCGCGCAAGUGGCGCAAAGCAUUCUGGGCGCUUUGGCUCGUCCACUCGACAAUCUUCACCAUUCUCUUCGGCUACCUGCACCAAGGAGGUCUUUUGCCAGCCUUGUUUGCCUUGAACGGCCAGCUGGGCGAUCCGUCGACCGCACUUGGCGCGUCGAAAGUGGUCGACAUCGUCUUCUGGCGAACAUUCAUGCCGCCGCGACACCUCCUCUUGCCUAUAGUCGAUGGGGGUUCAAUCGUCCCGGCAGUCAGGGUGGCCGACCUGGCCGGCGCGUCGUUCGACAUAUUCGUCUCGACCCUGCUCGACAAGACUCAGCAGCAGAACAGCUUCACCGAAGCCUCCCACACCGCACUCCUCGUCGCGCCAGCCUACACCGUCCACUCGCUCGACCUCCUCUGUUCCGUCCGCCCGGCAUCCGCCAAGCCUGACGACUUCUGUCUCGAGCCCCCGCUGGUCGACAAUGACGGAGAGGAGCGGACGUUUGGCGUGCACGUCGAUAUGGACAGGCUGGGGGAGUUGCGGCACGCGACUUGGCGUACUGCUGGAGUUGGCGUGUGGGUUGUGCGGCGGCGGGUGACCCCUCCAUUGGGUGCGUAG
Molecule: messenger RNA, 1731 nt
Organism: Rhodotorula toruloides NP11
Lineage: Eukaryota; Fungi; Basidiomycota; Microbotryomycetes; Sporidiobolales; Sporidiobolaceae
Product: phosphatidylinositol glycan, class Z
Exons: 7
Coding region: 1-1731 (576 amino acids)
Biological process (GO): GPI anchor biosynthetic process
Cellular component (GO): endoplasmic reticulum membrane
Molecular function (GO): alpha-1,2-mannosyltransferase activity
Source: RefSeq, a predicted model, not a curated record